AGAUCAAGAAGUAAGAAAAUGCCAAAGGCAAUAGGGCUGCAUCCCUGCCUCCAUCCCGCGCACAUUGUGAGAGCAAAACCAGGGGCUGGAGCCCCUAAGUGCCUCAUGGGCCAGGGUACGUGCCCUAAGAACAGGGGUACGUGACCUAAACAGGGGUACGUGCCCUAAACAGGGGAAACAGGGGACGUGCGCUGCAUUGCUGCGUCCGCUCACAUCUAAAUUCACAGUAUAAAUAGGAGCAGGGAUCGACCAUCUCCCCACCAAGAGAUAAACUGAUCGAGCUAAGUCGCGUCUGCUUAUUAAUUGCUCUGCUUUUUUAACUCCUCAAUGGCUGGCAAGAAUGAAAUGGCAGAACAAGAAGUAAUCACAAUCUUGAGCAUCGACGGCGGAGGUGUCCGAGGCAUCAUUCCUGGAGUAAUUCUUGGCUUCCUUGAAACCGAACUUCAAAAGAGGGAUGGGCCGAAUGCGAAGCUAGUAGACUAUUUUGACAUCAUUGCCGGGACGAGCACCGGGGGGCUUAUUGCGGGACUACUGGCGACGCCAGACGAGCACGGUCGACCUCUGCUUCCGGCCAAAAAUAUCGUCGAAUUUUAUUUUGAGGUGGCUCCAAAAAUCUUUGGUCCAACUUCAGAAACAGGCAACAAAUCAUCAAUGGAGGUUUCUGAGAAAGCAGAAGUUGGAAGGAACAAGGACAAGGAGGAGGACGACCCCACAUCGGGCAUCUCUCUUUUAAGUCCCAAACACAACGGCGAUGAACUCCAUAAAAUAAUAAAGGAACGGGCGGGAGACAAAAAGCUCAGCGAGACAUUAACCAACGUCAUCAUCCCCUCCUUCGAUAUCCAGUUCUUCCAGCCCGUCCUCUUCUCCACCCUCAGGGCAAAAGAAGAUAAGUCAUGGGAUGCACCAGUAUCAGAUGCGUGCAUAGCAACAAGUGCAGCGCCAUACUAUUUACCACCCUAUUAUUUUGAAGCUAAAACUCCCAAAGGGACCAAGAAGUAUAAUCUGGUUGAUGGUGGUGUUGCUGCCAACAAUCCUACCCUGCUUGCAGUAAGACAAGCCCUAGGGAAGCUAGCUCCAGGGAAGGAGGAGGAGGCCAUGAAGCAGAUUGUGUAUAACAAGAAGCUCCUCAUACUAUCACUGGGAACUGGAACGUCAAAAACCACAGAGAAGCUAGCGGUGGAUGAUCCCCAAAGUUGGGGAUUGGUGAAAUGGGUUAAAGGCCCUUACGGUACUGUCCCUUUGCUUGAUGUGCUCAGCUUUGGAUCCACUGAUAUGGUCGACAUCUAUUUGUCCAUGUUCUUUCCUUUUCGAUCCGCUCAAAACCCCAACUAUCUUCGAAUUCAGGAUGACACAUUGGGGUAUAAUGAAGGUGUACUGGACGACGCAAGUAUAGGAAAUCUUGAGAAUCUGAAAAGCAUUGGGGAGAGGCUCUUGGGGAAGGCUGUGUCUGCUAUUAAUCUCGACAAUGGUCGCAUGGAGCCUGUUCAAGGAGGAGGCACAAAUGAACAAGCACUCGUCCAGUUGGCGGGCAAAUUGUCAAGUGAGAAGAAGGUCAGGCAACUUGGUAGUAGGAGUACUACUACUGCCUAAUACAGCUAGAGAUUACAAAUAACUCAACAUGGAAUAAUAAAGAAUGUACGUAGCUACCUGGCUGCAGGCUACCUACUGUGCUACUCUAUUCCAUCGAUCUCUUUCUGUCUACUGGAAUAACUAGAGAUCUAUCAAAUAUAUAUACACGCACACAUAUAGUCUCUCUUUUAUUGUACGUUUAGUAAGAAUAAAGCAGAGCCAUGCAUGCAAGAGUACGUACACUUUAGUUGGGCUUACAUACAUGUUCUCCUGUUCUCUAAGAAAAUUAUAAGAAAUAUGUAUAUGUAUUGAAACGGGGGUAGCAAUAAAUUUUAUAUAUUUCAAGAUA
Molecule: messenger RNA, 1918 nt
Organism: Malania oleifera
Lineage: Eukaryota; Viridiplantae; Streptophyta; Magnoliopsida; Santalales; Ximeniaceae
Product: patatin-like protein 2
Exons: 7
Coding region: 328-1590 (420 amino acids)
Biological process (GO): lipid metabolic process
Molecular function (GO): glycerophospholipase activity; monoacylglycerol lipase activity
Source: RefSeq, a predicted model, not a curated record